This is a messenger RNA of Anoplopoma fimbria (sablefish), 917 nucleotides long. RefSeq names its product speriolin-like protein. Lineage: Eukaryota; Metazoa; Chordata; Actinopteri; Perciformes; Anoplopomatidae. The transcript has 4 exons. The record is from RefSeq and is a predicted model, not a curated record. The coding region runs from base 66 to 887 and encodes 273 amino acids.
AUUCUGUUAAUCACUAGAAAGUCUUGGGUGUUUUGUGGCUCAGAUGUGAAACUUGGAGCCCCAAAAUGAUCCUGGAUCAAACUGUUGGUGCCUUGGUGGCAAAAAAUGAGCAACUCGGCCGGGAAAAUGAUCUGUUGAAGUCGAUGUUAAGCGUAGUCAAGGAAAACGUAGACCUGAGAGCCAGACUGCAGAGCUCCAACAAUGACACUCUGGAGGAAGUAACAGUUUGCUCAGCCUCAGGAAGACACCCAUCCAGUCUGUGGCAAAGCACCUUUGAGAGACAAUUCAGAAAAGACUUGCAGCAUCAUGAACAGCGAACCUCAUCCCCUGUCGACUUCAAGUCUUUCAUCCAAAACUCGGUGCAUGCAGAUUCAAGUGAGAGACCAGAGUUUCAAAGCUGCCAGGCUGAUUUUACUCCUGAGGUCAAAGGUCCAGAUAGGCUGCUGGGGGAGAUUGCCUACCAACUGGAUAGGAGGAUUCUUUCCCAUGUCUUCCAGAGCCAUAAGAGGCUUUAUGGUUUCACACUGCUCAAUAUCCCAGAAAAGAUCAGAGAGGUAUCCACACACCCACUGACUGGGAAGUUAGAUGAAGGCUAUCAGCUCAAUCUUACUCAGAGGCACACUGACCUCAUGGAGAGGUUGAGCCAGUUGGGGUAUAAAACAGCACUUCACCCGCCUUUCACUGAAUUUAUUGUCAACACCUAUGGGAUCCUGAAAGAGAGGCCUGGCGAAAACAGCUGCCAGGCAAUUGAUUACAAUAAUCCAGAUUUUCUGAUGAAGCUGACAAUGAACACAGCACCUAGAAAGCUUCAGAAGGACCUGCUGCUUGUGCUCACCUGUCUCUGCAACAUGGCCGAGAAGGAUAGGAAGCCUCUCCUUCUUUGGUAGGCAUGACUGUGUCAAAAAGACAGGCAAAGC